ACCAAGUACCCCUCCCUUGCUAUUUUAACCGCUGACUUUAUAGCGAAGGCUCAAAGUUUACAAUUUUCAGUAGAUUUUUUAGCGGGAAAACAAUUUGACAGAUUCGUGUUUUUAUUCCGUAAAGUUAAACAAGUCUCUAUUCGAAAAGGUUCAAGAUGGUUAUGUACGAAGUUCAUAGACAUCCAGUUUUACAGAAAUAUCGUACUCAUAUAUGCAGUAAAGCUACUAUUUUUCAGUUCUUCGUAAUCUGGCUGACCUACUUACCACCCCUUAUUAUUGCCUUUGUGACAUACGGGUUUUGGAUGAAAGAAAGCUCUUUUCGAGAGCAACCUAAUGUGCAGUUCAAACAUCAACUAUUGUUAGUUGCUCAAGGAAAUACUCCUGGUUCCUAUCUCGCUUACAGUACUUUCCUAAACUUCAACCAACUUCUUCAACAGAAUCUGAGAAUUCCUCUGGUUAAGUCUUGGGAAGAGGACACCAAUUAUGAUGGCAAAUAUGACUCACUCAACUUUGAUAUCAGGCUACCUUUAAAAGAUGCAGAAUCAAUUUAUUCUGUCCAAGUUAUAAUGCUGUUUGAUUACAAGUUACAUAAAUAUGUAUCUCUCCAAAUGGAAGGGAUGGCGUAUAUUCAUUAUGACUCACCAAUAGCUGGGGCUGAGUUUAGAACUGUAGGUGAACUAAAGCUGAGGCAGACAAGUCUUUUACCAAACAAAGGAAAACAUUCUACUUACAAUACUUCGAUCAUUGACAGCUCAAAAACAUCAGUAGAGACAUAUGACCUAUUUACAAUAUUCUCUUCAUAUAUCAAAAGAAAUGUAAGCACUGAGUAUGUGUCCAAGUACCCAGUAUGGACAGGUGGGCGUGCAUCUGGACAGCCAUUUGUAAUUAAAGGGACCAUUCAUUACCCAGAAGAAAUGAUAUUCUAUCGUCCUGGGUUCUGGCARAUGUUGAAGUGGGCCUGGGUUCAGUAUUUAUCUGUGCUAUUUAUAUUUCUGUUUGUGUUUGAUAGAGUUAAACGGUUUAUCUUUGAAGAACAGAUUGUUUCUACUGUACCUAUGCAGCUAGAAAAAGAACAUCAGGACUGAAUUGUUCUACUGAAAAAAUGGUUUAAAAUCACUAAGACCUGUGUAUCUUAUACACUUUUGUAUUGAUUACUUAGUCUGUUUAAUGAACUUAGGCGUGGUGUAUGAACUUCAAAUUUUCACAGUAAGAUUCCAUACAUAAACUAAGAUGUAAAUAGUUCUAUCAAGUGCUGUGAUGGUGUUUUUAGAGAGAGUACCACGUACAUACUUUAUAUAUACCAAAAUGCAUACUAGACGUUUUUGGCUGCAAAAAAAAUAUUUAUAGAAAGUGCAAUCACUUAUUUGAAAAAUAGGCUUGAACACUUGAUGUGUAUUAAUGUUUAUAUACAAGUAGAGGUCGUCUGGUUUUUACAUUGCAGUUGAAUGCAAAAAUAGUUUUGAACUUGCCAAAAUAGAUAAAUAAAUUCCAUUUUAAGUACU
Messenger RNA from Exaiptasia diaphana, 1502 nucleotides. RefSeq names its product transmembrane protein 231. The transcript is spliced from 7 exons. Bases 156 to 1085 code for a protein of 309 amino acids. Gene Ontology annotation, biological process: regulation of protein localization; cilium assembly. Gene Ontology annotation, cellular component: ciliary transition zone; ciliary membrane. Lineage: Eukaryota; Metazoa; Cnidaria; Anthozoa; Actiniaria; Aiptasiidae. The record is from RefSeq and is a predicted model, not a curated record.